This is a messenger RNA of Nestor notabilis (Kea), 584 nucleotides long. It is a transcript of the gene PPIF, whose product is annotated as peptidylprolyl isomerase F. Gene Ontology annotation, biological process: protein peptidyl-prolyl isomerization; protein folding; cellular response to hydrogen peroxide. The transcript is spliced from 5 exons. The record is from RefSeq and is a predicted model, not a curated record. The annotation marks the transcript as partial. NCBI's taxonomy places the organism in Eukaryota, Metazoa, Chordata, Aves, Psittaciformes, Psittacidae. Gene Ontology annotation, molecular function: peptidyl-prolyl cis-trans isomerase activity. Gene Ontology annotation, cellular component: mitochondrion.
CUGAAAGCUGACGUGGUUCCCAAGACAGCAGAAAACUUUAGAGCUCUUUGUACUGGUGAAAAAGGUUUCGGGUACAAAGGAUCCACGUUUCACAGGGUGAUUCCUUCAUUUAUGUGCCAGGGUGGUGACUUUACAAAUCAUAAUGGAACUGGCGGAAAAUCCAUUUAUGGCAGUAGAUUUCCAGAUGAAAAUUUCAUACUUAAGCACAUAGGACCUGGUGUUCUUUCAAUGGCCAAUGCAGGACCCAAUACAAAUGGAUCUCAGUUCUUCAUCUGCACUGCAAAAACUGACUGGCUAGAUGGAAAGCAUGUUGUUUUUGGGUAUGUAAAGGAAGGAAUGGAUGUCGUGAAAAAAAUUGAGAGCUUUGGUUCCAAGAGUGGUAAAACCUCCAAAAAGAUUGUCAUUACUGACUGUGGCCAGCUGUCCUAGCCUUUUGCCUCUCCAUUCAUGACAACUUCGAUGCUGUGAAAAAUCAAUCAUAAAAACAUUUCCGAUCCCAUGAAUAGCACCUGUGGAACCACAUUUUCCAUGUAACUUGGUCCAACUUUUAUAUUUAUAUUGAGUAAUACUGAUUAAAAGUAAAA